AUGUCAUCUAACAAUCGUAAGAAAUUGCUAUUGAUGGGCCGUUCUGGGGCUGGGAAGUCUUCAAUGAGAUCUAUUAUUUUUUCGAAUUAUUCUGCGUUUGAUACUCGGCGACUAGGAGCUACCAUCGAUGUAGAACAUUCUCAUUUGAGGUUUCUGGGUAAUAUGACUUUGAAUUUAUGGGAUUGUGGUGGGCAGGACGUAUUUAUGGAAAACUAUUUUACACAACAGAAGGAUCAUAUCUUCCAGAUGGUCCAGGUUUUGAUACAUGUAUUUGAUGUGGAAUCGCAGGAGGUUAUAAGGGAUAUUGAGAUAUUUACUAGGGCUUUGAAGCAGCUAAAGAAAUACAGUCCGGAUGCCAAGAUAUUUGUUUUAUUGCAUAAAAUGGAUCUUGUGCAAUUGGAUAAACGAAAUGAAUUAUUUGAAAUAAUGAUGAGUAAACUUCAGGAAGCUUCAGCGAUAUAUGGCUUUCCGGACUUGGUCGGUUUCCCAACAAGUAUUUGGGAUGAAAGCUUGUACAAGGCCUGGUCCAAGAUUGUUUGCUCGCUAAUUCCCAAUAUGAAUGUGUACCAGUCCAAUUUGAAAAAGCUAAAACAAGUACUGGAUGCAAGAGAGAUUAUUUUAUUUGAAAAAGCCACAUUUCUUGUGGUGUGUUCUAGUAAUACUUCAAUGGGAGAAUCACUUGAUCCCAAGCGAUUCGAAAAAAUCAGUAGCGUGAUGAAGAAUUUCAAGCAAAGUAGCAUGAAACUUAAGAGUUCUUUCAAGACAUUGGUUUUGAACGAUAAUAUCUAUGUCAGUGAGUUGUCACCAAAUAUGAUAUGUUUUAUUGUUUUGCACAGAAAUGACGACCCGCAAGACAUGGUGUUGGAAAACAUCAAGAAGGCAAAGCAGUACUUCCAAUAG
Molecule: messenger RNA, 900 nt
Organism: Eremothecium cymbalariae DBVPG#7215
Lineage: Eukaryota; Fungi; Ascomycota; Saccharomycetes; Saccharomycetales; Saccharomycetaceae
Gene: GTR1
Product: Rag GTPase GTR1
Exons: 1
Coding region: 1-900 (299 amino acids)
Biological process (GO): cellular response to amino acid stimulus; regulation of autophagy; positive regulation of TOR signaling
Cellular component (GO): nucleus; Gtr1-Gtr2 GTPase complex; fungal-type vacuole membrane
Molecular function (GO): GTP binding; GTPase activity
Source: RefSeq, a predicted model, not a curated record